Molecule: messenger RNA, 555 nt
Organism: Galendromus occidentalis (western predatory mite)
Lineage: Eukaryota; Metazoa; Arthropoda; Arachnida; Mesostigmata; Phytoseiidae
Product: neurogenin-2-like
Exons: 1
Coding region: 1-555 (184 amino acids)
Biological process (GO): positive regulation of transcription by RNA polymerase II; sensory organ development; axon development
Cellular component (GO): nucleus
Molecular function (GO): E-box binding; DNA-binding transcription factor activity, RNA polymerase II-specific; protein dimerization activity
Source: RefSeq, a predicted model, not a curated record
AUGUACGAUUCGAUGCCCGAAUAUUACGUGAGUUCCGACUCGUGCGGAGACGACUCGCUCCGACCGAAACGUAAAGCCGACGGUGAAUUCGUGCAGAAAGUGAAGAAGUCUCGACGUGUUCGUGCCAAUGACCGCGAGCGCAACCGGAUGCACAACCUGAACGAUGCACUCGACCGUCUGCGCACCGUCCUCCCAUCGUCGACGGACGACAGCAAGCUCACCAAGAUUGAAACUCUUCGUUUCGCUCACAACUACAUCUACGCCUUGACGGAAACACUCAAGAUGCUGGAUGGGGAAGCCGAAAGUUUCAAUCCUGUCCUAGCAGCCGUCGCCCUGCAGGGAUCCCAAACCAAAACGUGCGAUCCGACUCUGAAGCAGACAAUCAGGAAAGAGAUCACCAUCACGCUCAACCUGCAGGAUGCGCGGCUCUCCCCCGAGGAAUUAUCCACUGCAUCCGGAAGUCUCCCCGCUAGUCCUCUGAGCUACCAGGACAGAUCCUCCCCCGUCCAAUUCUCUAAUUUCCACCAAGGACUCGUCUCAACGUUACAGCAAUAG